CUCUCACUCUCUCCGGCUGCCUCACACUGUCGCCUGCGCUCUCUCUCUCUCGUGUGAACGCCUAGCGUCUGAAUGCGAGCAGUGAAGAAGGGUUUGGUCCCGCUCUGCACAUCCAUUUCACUUGUCAUCCCUGAACCGCGGGGAGGGCUGAGUCGGACUUCAGUCACACAAGUGCAGGCAGCGGCCCCUUCGCCCAGCCAUGAACGAACUGAUGCUGCUCGCUCUUGUCAUGUUGGGAUUGGGGGAUGUAUUCUCACACGCUGAAAGGCAGAGAAGCGCCGACACAGAGAAAGAGCCCGUUCUGUGUGAUGUUGGAGAGUUUCUGUGUGAUGAUCGUCUGACCUGUGUCGCUGAGAGCUGGCUCUGUGAUGGAGAGCCUGACUGUCCAGAUGGCUCUGAUGAAACCCACAGUAGAUGUGCUGCAGAAGUGAUAGUUAGAUGUCCUCUCAAUCACAUACAGUGCACUGGAACAAGAAAGUGCAUUCACUUCAACAAGCUCUGUAACGGAGCCAAGGACUGUGAGGAUGGCUUUGAUGAAGGAGUUCACUGUAGAGAGCUCCUGUCAGCCUGUCACGAGUUGCACUGCCGCUAUGGCUGCAUCAUGACCAGGAAUGGCACCUUCUGCUUCUGCGCAGACGGCUUUGAGGUGGGCGAGGACGGGCGCAGCUGCAGAGAUUAUGAUGAAUGCGCGGCGUAUGGGACAUGCAGCCAGACCUGCAUGAACACCUAUGGCUCAUAUCGCUGUGGCUGCACAGAUGGGUACAGCCUGCAGUCCAACCGGCACUCCUGCAAAGCUAAACAGGAGCCUGGUGAGAGCCCUGCAGCUCUGCUGAUUGGAAGCUUGGAUAAUAUUGUAAUCACAGCUCUAAAUGGAUCCAGUGUGCAGACUCUGAAACUCCUGGACUCAAAUGGGACGCACGCCUUGGACUUCUACCACAAUGAGGAUUCAGCAUGCUGGGUCACAUCCUCCGAGUCCACUGGACAGCUCUGGUGUGCCAAGAUGAGGAAACCAAGCAGCUUUUCCAAAGAGCGAGAAAUAAAGACAGUGCAGAGUCUUCACAAUGUUGAGCAAAUGGCAAUAGACUGGCUCACUGGAAACUUCUACUUUGCGGACCGAGUGAGCGCUAGGAUAUUCGUUUGCAGCCGGAAUGGAGACACUUGCGUCACCAUAAUAGAUCUGGACCUGUCGAAUCCUAAAGGAAUAGCUGUGGAUCCUCUCAUGGGGAUGCUCUUCUUUACCGACUAUGGAAAUGUGGCCAAACUGGAGCGCUGCAACAUGGAUGGCACAAACCGAACCCGGCUUGUGGAUUAUAAGAUUGAGCAGCCAGCCACAGUGGCACUGGACCUGGUGAAGAAGCUGGUUUACUGGGCAGAUGCAUAUCUGGAUUACAUUGAGGUUGUGGAUUACAAUGGCAAGAACAGACACACCAUCAUCCAAGGGACUCAAGUGGCCUACCUGCAUGGAUUAGCUGUCUUCGAGGACUACUUGUAUGCAACUCGCUCGGAAUCCCUCGGUGACGCUGCGGUGGAUGUAUUACGGAUAAAUCGGUUUAAUGUCACAGACCCGGAGAUGCUAACCAGCAUGGGGAAUUCCAGGGCAAUACGUGUUUACCACAAACUCACUCAACCAAAAGUCAGGGGCCAUGCAUGUGAGGUUAACUCCUACGGCAAAGCAGGGGGAUGCGCCCACCUCUGCCUGCUCAGUGGAAGCUACAAAUCCAGGAGCUGCCGCUGUCGUACAGGCUUCAGUCUUGGAAAUGAUGGACAGUCCUGCAAAAAGCCCAAGAAUGACCUCUUCCUCUUCUACGGAAAGGGUCGUCCUGGAAUAAUCCGUGGCCUGGAUAUAAAUGUGAAAUCCAGCAAUGAACAUAUGGUCCCAGUUGAGGACUUGGUGAAUCCACGGGCACUGGACUACCAUGCUGAAACUGGAUAUAUUUACUUUGCGGACACCACAAGUUUCUUGAUAGGACGUCAGAAGACCGAUGGAAGCAGCCGGGAAACAAUUCUUAAAGACGACCUUGACAAUGUAGAAGGGAUUUCAGUGGACUGGAUUGGAAAUAACUUGUACUGGACAAAUGAUGGCUACAGGAAGACUAUCAGUGUGGCCAGGCUGGAGAGGGCAGCUGACACACGGAGGACUCUUUUAGAAGGAGAUAUGUCUCAUCCCAGGGCCAUAGUGGUGGAUCCACUCAACAGCUGGAUGUACUGGACUGACUGGGAGGAGGAUGAGGUAAACGACAGCAUUGGCAGGAUAGAGAAAGCCUGGAUGGACGGCUCUAAUCGCAAGAUAUUUGUCACCUCUAACAUGCUAUGGCCCAACGGGCUUACCCUGGACCAUGGCACCAACACAAUGUAUUGGUGUGAUGCUUACUAUGACCACAUCGAGAGAAUCUACCUCAAUGGCUCUGGCAGAAUGGUGGUGUACAAUGGCAAGGAGCUGAAUCACCCAUUCGGGAUUUCACACUACCGAAAUUCCAUCUUCUGGACUGAGUACAUGAACGCCUCCAUCUUCCAGCUGGAUCUGCUGUCGGGGGAGGUCACUCUGCUGAGGAGCGAGAGACCCCCUCUCUUCGGGCUUAGAGUGUUUGAUGCGCAGAGUCAGCAAGGUGACAAUGCCUGCAGGGUGAAUUAUGGAGGCUGUGGUACUCUCUGUUUGGCCAUCCCAGGGGGCCGUGUGUGCGCUUGUGCUGACAACCAGCACCUGGACAAAAACAAUGUCACCUGUUCAGCCUCGGCAGGUGAGGAGGAGCCGCGGCGCUGCGGGAGUGAGGAUUUUCAGUGCAGGAACCAGAGGUGUGUGAGAGCAGCCUGGAUAUGCGAUGGAGACGAUGACUGCCUAGAUGGCAGUGAUGAGGAGCACCUCAUCUGUGCUAACCACAGCUGUCCCCUGGACCAGUUUAAGUGUUUGAAUAAUCGCUGCAUUCCAAAGCGGUGGCUCUGCGAUGGGACGAACGACUGUGGUGACAAUGAGGAUGAGUCCAACAAAACCUGCUCAGCUCAACAGUGCCAGCCUGGUCAGUUCUCUUGUGGAAGUGGCCGCUGUAUACCUGAAGCCUGGCGCUGUGACCGCGACAACGACUGUGGUGACAUGUCAGACGAGUCUGCUUCCUGUGCCUUCCCCACGUGUGAGCCGCUUACCCAGUUUAGCUGUGCGAAUGGAAGAUGCAUCAACAUGAAGUGGCACUGUGACUCAGAUGAUGACUGUGGGGAUGGCAGUGACGAGGCUGGCUGUGCCCAUGCAUGCUUGAGCGGUCAGUUCCAAUGCUCCACAGGCAGGUGUAUCCCCUACCACUGGGCCUGCGAUGGAGACAACGACUGUGGCGACUUCAGCGAUGAGAACGUGACCUGUGCGGGCGCUGCUGCCGGCUUGCCUCCUGUGGAAUGCAGUGGUGAGGAGUUCCACUGCCGUGCCGAUGGCACAUGCAUCCCUGAGCGCUGGCGCUGUGAUGGCGACAAAGAUUGCGAGGAUGGCAGUGAUGAAAGCAAUUGUGAGGGCAUCAAAAGGAUGUGUGACCCGCAAGCCAAGUUCACCUGCAAAGACUCAGGGAAGUGCAUCAGUAAAAGCUGGGUUUGUGAUGGUGACAAUGACUGCGAGGAUCGCUCAGAUGAGGAAUCGUGCAAGUUGUCUGUCUGCAGCCCCCCCACGCAGCCCUGCGCCAAUGACACCUCCAUCUGCCUGCCCCCCCACAAGAUCUGCGAUGGGAGGAGAGACUGUGCCGACCAGUCAGACGAAGGCCCUUUUUGUGACAAGUGCUUGCAGGGUAAUGGAGGCUGCAGUCAUCAGUGUACAGUGGUUCCCAGCAAAGGCGCAGUUUGCUCCUGCCCUGCUGGACUCCACUUGGGCUCAGACAACAAGACCUGUGAGGUGGUGGACUACUGCACCAGACACCUCAAGUGCAGUCAGACAUGCGAGCAGUACAAGACCACCGUGAAAUGCUCCUGUUACCCCGGCUGGAGACUGGGUCUAGAUGGGGAGAGCUGCAUUAGCACAGAUCCCUUUGAAGCCUUCAUUAUCUUUUCCAUCCGGCAUGAGAUCAGAAGGAUAGACCUUCACAAGCGUGACUACAGUCUGCUCGUGCCUGGGCUGAGGAACACCAUUGCUCUAGACUUCCACUUUAACCACAGCCUGCUCUACUGGACCGAUGUGGUGGAGGACAAGAUAUACAGAGGGAAGCUUUCAGACACUGGAGGUGUCACUGGGAUUGAGGUGGUGGUCCAACAUGGUUUGGCCACUCCAGAGGGACUGGCAGUGGAUUGGAUUGCAGGAAACCUUUACUGGAUUGACAGCAACCUGGACCAGAUUGAGGUGGCUAAGCUGAAUGGAGAAAUGAGGACCACCCUGAUUGCAGGCGGAAUGGAGCACCCUCGCGCCCUGGCCCUGGACCCAGGCCAAGGAAUUCUUUUCUGGACAGAUUGGGAUGCCAGUUUUCCAAGGAUUGAGGCAGCAUCGAUGAGUGGAGGUGGAAGACAUGUAGUCUUUAAGGACAUGGAGAUAGGAGCCUGGCCAAAUGGACUCACGCUGGACCAUCUGGAGAGGCGCAUAAUAUGGACAGAUGCUCGCUCGGACGCUAUCUACUCAGCCCUGUAUGAUGGCUCAGGAGUCAUUGAGAUCCUAAGAGGCCAUGAGUACCUCUCGCAUCCUUUCGCCGUCUCUCUCUUCGGAGGAAGUGUGUACUGGACUGACUGGAGGACCAAUACACUGGCUAGGGCCAAUAAAUGGACAGGACGUAACGUAACCGUCAUCCAGAAGACAAGUGCUCAGCCUUUUGGCCUGCAGAUUUACCAUCCCAGCAGGCAGCCUCAGGCUUCAAACCCAUGUGAGGGGAACGGAGGGAGAGGUCCCUGCUCACAUCUGUGCCUCAUCGAUUAUAAUCGCACCGCAUCUUGUGCUUGUCCCCACCUCAUGAAGAUCUCCCCCAGCAACCGCUCCUGUGUGGCAUUGAAGAGAUUUUUGCUGUACGUGAGGCGGUCAGAGAUACGAGGUGUGGAUAUUGAUAACCCCUACAUGAACAUCAUGACCGCUUUGACUGUCCCCGACAUUGAUGAUGUCACAGUGGUGGAUUAUGAUGCUCUGGAGGAACGGAUUUACUGGGCAGAUGUGAAGACUCAAACAAUAAAGAGGGCUUUCAUUAACGGAACAACCCUUGAGACAGUUAUUUCCGGAGAUAUUCAGAAUUGCCGUGGUCUCACAUUAGACUGGCUCUCGAGGAAUAUGUACUGGCUGAGUUCCGAGAAUGAAGAGACGCAGAUCAAUGUUGCUCGACUAGAUGGAUCCCUUAAAACCUCAGUCAUCCAUGGGAUUGAUAAGCCAAAGUGUCUGGCAGUACAUCCAGCCAAAGGAAAGAUAUACUGGACAGAUGGGAACACGAUAAAUGUAGCCAACAUGGAUGGAAGCAACAGGAAGGUUCUUCACCAAAAUCAAAGGGAACCUGUGGGUCUCUCAGUAGACUUUCCUGCAAGCAAGCUGUACUGGAUCAGCUCAGCUAAUGGCACCAUCAACAGGUGUAAUCUGGAUGGCAGUGGCUUUGAGGUGAUUGAGACCAUGAAGAGGGACUUAACCAAAGCCACAGCUCUGGCAGUCAUGGGUGGGAAGCUGUGGUGGGCUGACGAUGAUCUGGCCCAGUUGGGUACAGUCGCCAAGCGAGAUGGCCGCAACCCUAUGGUACUACGCAAUAAGACCAGUGGGGUAGUGCACAUGAAGGUGUAUGACAGAGAUGGACAGAAAGGGAGAAAUGCCUGCCAGUUAAACAAUGGCGGCUGUUCCCAGCUCUGUCUGCCUACGUCUGAGAAUACCCGCAGCUGUGCGUGCACCGUGGGCUACAACCUGCGCACUGACCGCCUCUCCUGUGAAGGCCUGAGCUCCUUUCUGAUGUACUCUGUCCAUGAGGGGGUGCGUGGAAUCUCUCUGGACCCCACUGACCACACAGAGACCCUGAUGCCCAUCAGUGGCACCCUUUUUGCUGUAGGAGUAGACUUUCAUGCAGGCAAUGACACAGUCUACUGGACAGACAUGGGCCUGAACCGCAUCUCCAGAGCCAAGAGGGACCAGACAUGGAGAGAACACAUUAUUACCACUGGCAUCAGCAGAGUGGAAGGCAUUGCUGUGGACUGGAUUGCUGGAAAUCUUUACUGGACAGACCACGGUCUCAAUCUCAUUGAAAUUGCCCGUCUGAAUGGCAUGUACCGGUCAGUUGUGAUCUCGGAGGGGCUGGACCAGCCUAGAGCUAUCGCUGUGCAUCCACAGAGAGGCUACUUAUUCUGGACUGAGUGGGGAAAGAGCCCUUGCAUAGGCCGAGCACGGCUGGACGGCUCAGAUCAAGUCACGCUUGUUAGUUCUGGUAUCGCCUGGCCCAACGGGAUCUCCAUUGACUAUGAGGAAAAUAGAUUAUAUUGGUGUGACGCCCGAACCGACAAGAUAGAGAGGAUCAACCUUGAGACUGGGGAGAGCCGGGAGAUUGUACUGUCAGCCGCCAACGUGGACCUGUUCUCCGUGGCUGUGUUCGGGGCUUACAUCUACUGGUCUGACAGAGCUCAUGCCAAUGGUUCCAUCCGCCGCGGGCUCAAAAAUGAUGCCACUGAGGCUGUGACGAUGAGGAGUGGUUUGGGAGUGAACCUGAAGGACGUGAAAGUCUUUAAUAGAGGCCGGGAGAAAGGCACAAACCCAUGUGCUAGGAGUAAUGGCGGGUGUCAGCAGCUCUGUUUUCACCUGGGCAGCGGAAGAAGGACUUGCUCAUGUGCUCAUGGCUACCUAGCGGAGGACGGAUUUGCCUGCCAGAGAUACGAGGGCUACUUGCUUUACUCUGAGAGAACCAUCCUGAAAAGCAUCCACCUCUCAGAUGAGAGUGACCUCAACUCUCCCCUCCAGCCCUUUGAGAACCCUGACUUCUUCAAGAAUGUCAUUGCGCUUGCCUUUGACUACAGGCAGAACAUCGCAGACCACAACCGCAUUUUCUUCAGCGACAUCCAUUAUGGGAAUAUACAAAUGAUUAAUGAUGACUGGACUGAACGGCAGAUCAUAGUUGACAAUGUGGGUUCUGUGGAGGGUCUGGCUUACCACCGUGCCUGGGACACACUGUACUGGACCAGCUCCACCACAUCCAGCAUCAGCAGACACACAGUGGACCAGAGCAGACAUGGCGCCUUCAACAGGCAGGCUGUAGUGACCAUGUCUGAAGAUGACCAUCCACAUGUCCUUGCCCUGGAUGAGUGUCAAAGCCUAAUGUUCUGGACUAACUGGAAUGAGCAGCGGCCGAGCAUCAUGCGUUCCACACUGGCUGGGAACAAUAUCAAAGUUGUCAUUAGCACAGAUGUGUUCACUCCUAAUGGACUCACUAUUGACCACAAAGCCGAGAAGCUCUACUUCUCUGAUGGGAGCCUGGGCAAAAUUGAACGAUGUGAAUAUGAUGGUUCCAACAGGCAUGUUAUUGUAAGAUCAGGCCCAGGGACAUUUUUCGGCCUGGCUAUUCACGGAAACUACAUCUUCUGGUCUGACUGGGCACGGCGGGCUGUACUCCGAGCCAACAAGUUUACAGGUGGAGACACAAAAGUGCUGCGAGCUGACAUACCCCACCAGCCUAUGGGCAUCAUCGCAGUAGCCAAGGACACAAAUAACUGUGAGUUGUCCCUGUGCAGGUUGCUGAACGGUGGCUGUGGUGACCUCUGCCUCCUGACUCCAGAGGGCAUGGUCAACUGCAGCUGCCGCGGAGAACGGGUCCUGCUGGACGACAGCAGAUGUGUUUCUGAGAAUUCAUCCUGCAGCAUUCACACUGAGUUUGAGUGUGGAAAUGGGGAGUGCAUCGACUACCAGCUGACUUGCGAUGGGAUCGCUCACUGCAAAGACAAGUCAGAUGAGAAAAUGCAAUACUGUGACAACAGGAGCUGCAGAAGGGGCUAUAGACCUUGCUACAACAGGCGUUGUGUGGCCAAUAAUCGAUUUUGUGAUGGAAUCGAUGACUGUGGAGACAACUCGGAUGAAUCUUAUUGUAAUAAUGUCACAUGUGCUGCCUCUGAGUCAUCGUGCCAAGAUGGAACUUGCAUACCAAUAUCCUCUUGGUGCAACCAGGUCAUCGACUGUGCUGAUGCCUCUGAUGAAAAGAACUGCAGUAGUACUGACUGCUCUGACUUUUACAAAAUGGGAGUAGCAGAAAAAGGUUUCAUCAGUUGCAACUCCACAUCACUGUGUGUUCAUCCAUCCUGGGUCUGCGAUGGAGCCAACGACUGUGGGGAUUAUGCGGAUGAGAUGAACUGUCAGGUCUCCCAUGGGCACAGGUGUGAGGAGGGCCACUUCGCCUGCCCCAGUGGGAACUGCAUCUCCAGUGUGUGGCUCUGUGAUGGACAGAAGGACUGUGAAGAUGGCGCAGAUGAGUUCCAGUGUGAUUCCUCCUGUUUGUGGAACCAGUUUGCCUGUUCCAAGAAUAAGUGCAUAGCCAAACAGUGGCUGUGUGAUGGAGAGGACGACUGCGGGGACGCUGUGGAUGAGAGCGAGGAUCUUUGCGGCUCUGUGACCUGCGGCCCCGGAUUGUUCAGCUGUCCAGGGUCGUAUGCAUGUGUGCCCAAACGCUGGCUGUGUGACGGGGAGAGAGACUGCCCUGAUGGCAGUGAUGAACUUGCAGCCGCUGGAUGUGCACCUAAUAACACAUGUGACGAGAAUGCCUUCAGAUGCCAUAACAAAGCCUGCAUCCCCAAACUUUUCGUGUGUGACCAUGACAACGACUGUGGGGAUGGAUCGGAUGAGUCGGUUGAAUGUGUGUACCGCUCAUGUGGACCGGAUGAGUUCCGCUGUGCCGAUGGUCGCUGCCUGCUCAGCGCCCAGUGGGAGUGCGACGGUUAUCCAGACUGCCCGGACCACUCGGACGAACUCCCCCGAAACCUCAAAUGCCUGGCUGCCGAGAGCCUGUGCAAUGGCUCCUUUUUCAUGUGCACCAAUGGUCGCUGUAUAUCUGAGACGAGUCUCUGUGACCUGAAAGAUGACUGUGGAGACGGCUCGGAUGAGAAAAACUGCAACGUUAAUGAGUGUCUGAAUCGACGUGUCAGUGGCUGUUCACAAGACUGCCAGGACUUAGUAGUGGGAUACAAGUGUAAGUGCUGGCCAGGAUUCCGCCUGAAGAAUGAUGGGAAAAGAUGUGUUGACAUUGAUGAAUGCUCCUCGAGCCUCCCCUGCAGUCAAACCUGUAUCAAUACUUAUGGCUCUUACAAGUGCUUGUGUGUGGAUGGAUACGAAACCUCCAAACACGACCCCAAUAGCUGCAGGUCUCUCUCAGCUGAAGAACCAUUUCUUAUACUUGCUGAUCAUCAUGAAAUUAGAAAACUAAGUGUUGAUGGGUCUAAUUACACUCUACUGAAACAGGGUCUGAACAACAUCAUCAGCUUAGAUUUUGACUACAGGAAGGAGUUCAUCUAUUGGGUUGACUCCAGCAGACCCAGCGGGCGAAGGAUCAACAGAAUUCGGCUAAAUGGCAGUGAUCUUAAGGUCGUUCACAGAACAGCUGUACCCAGUGCGCUGGCUGUCGACUGGAUCGGGAAGAACUUGUACUGGUGCGAUAUAGAGAGAAAGACCUUGGAAGUGUCCAAAUCUAACGGCCUCUAUCCCACUGUCUUAUUGAGCUCUGGCCUCAAGAACCCCACGGAUCUGGCUCUGGAUGCCCAAUUAGGCUAUGUGUUCUGGAUUGACUGCUGUGAAUACCCCCACGUGGGCCGUGUUGGAAUGGAUGGCCAGGGCUAUACGGUCAUUGUUGACAAGGAAAUCUACAGCCCCUCUGCCCUCACUAUUGACUAUACCAACAAGAGGAUCUACUGGGCUGAUGACAGUCACAUCCUCUUUGCUAAUAUGGAUGGCUCUCAAAGGCACAGAGUUCCUCACGAUCAUAUCCAGGGUGUGAUGGGUCUGACCUUGUUCGAGGACUUCAUCUAUUGGACAGAUGGCAAAUCGAAGUCUCUCCGCUGUGCUCACAAAACCUCUGGUGCCCAUGCUGUUGAGCUUCUCAAUUCCUGGCAGGCCAUUAAAUCCAUAACGGUUUAUCACCCUUUGCGCCAGCCUGAGGUCCCUAAACACCAGUGUCAGGUGGCUAAUGGUGGCUGCAGUCACUUGUGCCUUUUAUCCCCUGGUGGAGGUCACAAGUGUGCCUGUCCGACAAACUUCUACUUGGCCGCUGAUAACAAAACCUGCCUGUCCAACUGCACCUCAAGCCAGUUUCGCUGUGGCACUGAUGAAUGCAUCCCAUUCUGGUGGAAGUGCGAUACCGUGGAUGACUGUGGGGAUGGAUCUGAUGAGCCUGCAGACUGCCCGGAAUUCAAAUGUCAGCCAGGACGCUUUCAGUGUGGCACAGGUCUGUGUGCCCUCCCUCCCUUCAUCUGCGAUGGAGAGAAUGACUGUGGGGACAACUCGGAUGAGACCAACUGCGAUACAUAUAUCUGUCUGCCGGGUCAGUUCAAGUGCACCAGGAAGCAGAAGUGCAUCCCAAUAAAUCAGCGCUGCAACGGACAGGACGAAUGCGGGGACGGCGAGGAUGAAACAGACUGUCCUGAGAGCACAUGUUCACCAGACCAGUUCCAGUGUAAGGCCACCAUGCACUGCAUCUCCAAGCUGUGGGUGUGUGACGAGGACCCAGACUGCGCUGACGGCUCUGAUGAGGCGAACUGUGAUGAAAAGACCUGCGGACCUCAUGAAUUUCGCUGCGAGAAUAACAACUGCAUCCCGGAUCACUGGAGAUGCGACAGCCAGAACGACUGCGGAGACAACUCCGACGAGGAGAACUGCAAGCCAGUGACCUGUAAUCAUAAGGACUUUGCCUGUGCCAGUGGGGACUGCAUUUCUGCACGUUUCCGCUGCGACGGUGACUACGACUGCGUCGAUAAUUCAGACGAGAAAGACUGUGAGGCCCGCUGUGCAGAGGACCAGUUCCAGUGUCAUAACAACCUCUGUAUCUCAGUAAAGUGGCUGUGUGAUGGCCAAGAAGACUGCAAGACUGGAGAGGACGAAAGGAACUGCCUCGGAACUGUGCUCCCAUCCUGUUCUGUAAACGAGUAUGUGUGUGCCAGCGGAGGCUGUGUAUCGGCUAGCCUGAGGUGUGAUGGACAUGACAACUGUCUGGACAGCUCUGAUGAGAUGGACUGUGUGAAAGAGUGCCGAGAGGACGAGUUCCUCUGCAGGAACCAUGCCCACUGCAUCCCAAAACGAUGGCGCUGCGAUGAUGUGUUUGACUGCAUGGACCACAGUGACGAGGAGAACUGUGACCACGGAGCUUUUUUCUGUCGUCCUGAUGAGUUCAUUUGCAACAAUACCCUGUGCAAGCUGCAUUCCUGUGUGUGUGAUGGCGAGGAUGACUGUGGAGACAACUCUGAUGAAGAUGCAGAUAUGUGUGCUAAGCUGCCUUGCCCUCCUACAAGGCCACAUCGCUGCAGAAAUGACAGAGUGUGUCUCCGGCUCGAUCAAAUCUGUAACAGUGUGGACGACUGCGGUGACAACUCGGAUGAGGAAGAAUGUGAGGCUGUGUCUGCCAGGCCAAAACCGUGUGGGAAGAGCGAGUUUACCUGCAGUAACAAGCGCUGCAUACCCGCUCAUCUGCAGUGUGACUUGUUUGAUGAUUGUGGGGACGGAGGAUCAGAUGAGCACGAGUGCAAGGCCUCUUCAAAUGGAGACAUAUGUGGAAAGAGGAUGAAUCCAUGCGGAGAGGAUGCAAUGUGCAAUCAGACAAAUACCAAUGUAAUUUGUCACUGCAAAGCUGGAUUUCAGAGGAAUCUCAAGACUAAACAGUGUGAAGAAAUAAAUGAGUGUCUUUAUUUUGGCACGUGCUCUCACUAUUGCACGAAUGUUAAAGGCUCAUACAAAUGUACAUGUGACAAAAAUUACAAGGAUGUAAAUGGCAACUGUGUAGCUAAAGGACCAGAAGAUCGAGUGCUCUACAUAGCUAAUGACACUGAAAUCCGAAGUUUUGUGUAUCCAUUUAACCAGAGCCAUGGACACAAAGUACUCACUCGCAUCGAGGAAAAUGCCCGCAUCAUCGGGAUGGAUGCUCUAUUGCACCAACAAAAGUUUAUCUGGGCUACCCAGUUUAAUCCGGGUGGACUUUUUUACAAAGAAAUCCUAGACAGGAGUCAAACUAAAACAAAUGUUGGAAUCAUAUGCCCAGACUUCCGUAGGCCUAGAGAUGUGGCUGCUGAUUGGGUCACUGGAAAUAUCUACUGGACAGACCACUCUAGAAUGCACUGGUUUAGCUAUUACACAGCCCACUGGACCAAACUGAGAUACUCUAUAAAUGUGGGCCAGCUCAAGGGACCCAACUGCACUCGUCUGAUAACUGACAUUGCAGGAGAGCCGUAUGCAAUUGCCAUCAAUCCAGUUAAAGGGAUGAUGUACUGGUCGGUUAUUAGCGACCACUCACAUAUCGAGGAGUCAGCAAUGGAUGGCUCUAUGCGCAGAGUGUUGUUGGAUAAGAAGCUCAGGAGACCCACAGGCCUUGCCAUUGAUUACUUCAGCCAGCGUUUGUACUGGGCUGAUGCAGAGCUCUCGGUCAUAGGAAGUCUACGUUUCGAUGGCUCAGACCCGCUGGUGGUUAUCAGUGGCAAACAGGGGAUAUCACAGCCAUACAGGAUAGACAUUUUUGAGGACUUGAUUUAUGGAACUGGUCUGAAACAUGAGGUAUUCAGAGUACAUAAGUAUGGCAAACAUGCUGCUGAGCUUCUGAUUAUGGGCACAGAAAAGGCUACAAAUAUCAUGAUCUCGCAUCGCUUCAAGCAGCAAGAAGUGGCCAAUCCAUGUCUGAAGAUAACCUGUGACUUUAUGUGCCUGCUGAACCCAACCGGAGCCAGCUGCACUUGUCCUGAAGGAAAAACCUUGGUUAAUGGCUCCUGUAUUGAUCCCAACAUAUCAGGUGAACUGUGCCGGCCUGCCUGUGAGAACGGAGGCCGCUGCGUGGCCAACGAGAAAGGUGACUGGCGCUGUUAUUGCUGGCCCGAUUUCUCUGGAGAGCGCUGUGAAGUCAACCACUGCACAGACUACUGCUUAAAUGGAGGCACAUGUACAGGGUCUCCGCUAGGGAGACCGACCUGUCGCUGUGCUGUCGGGUUCACUGGCCCUAACUGUGAGCGGCGGGUGUGUGAUAAUUACUGUCUGAAUGGAGGGACAUGUGAUGUCAGCCAGGGGAACCAGCCAGUGUGUCGAUGCUUAGCAGAGUACACGGGCGACCGCUGCCUGUACCACAUCUGUCACCAUUACUGUGUAAACUCCAAGGCCUGCACGCUCUCUAGCUCUGGCCAUGUGGAGUGUGUGUGUCCAGCUCGAUAUGAGGGGAUCAAAUGUGAUGUUGAUAAGUGCCUACGGUGCCAUGGAGCUCCAUGUAUUAUUGAUGGAGAGACAGGAGAUGUGGCCUGCAACUGCACCAGCGGUAGAAUAGCAUCCAGCUGCCAGCUGUGUGAUGGCUACUGCUACAACGGCGGCACCUGUCAUCUAGACCCAGACACCAACCUGCCCUUCUGCCACUGCACAGCUGGGUUCAAGAACCAGCGCUGUGAUGAGCUGGCCAACCCCUGUGAUUACUACUGUCAGAAUGAAGGGAUAUGCACAAUAACCUCCCUUAACAAACCCCGCUGCAAGUGCUCAGCCAAUUGGUCAGGGACGCAGUGCGAGAGGCCCGCCCCGAAGAGCAGCCGCUCAGACAACACUGCUGGAGGGAGCAUAGCCAUCAUUGUGCCACUAGUCCUGCUGGUUAUUUUGAUAACAACAGUGGUGGCUGGAGUCUUCAUCUGCAGAAGACGACAGAGGGGGAAGCGAGUACAACGGCAACCCAUGACCAACGGAGGCAUUAAUGUGGAGAUAGGCAACCCAUCCUACAACAUGUACGAGGUGGACCAUGACAACCAUGCAGAUGCUGGAAGCCUCCUCAAACCAAAUUUCACACUGGAUCCACAUAAGGGGUGGUGUGUAAAAUCCAGUGACCCUCGUACUCUGAACAUACACUCUGUCCCUAAAGAAGUUAUACCUGGACAGCCUAUGAACUACUCCAACCCAAUGUAUGCCAAGAUAUACAUUGAUGGUCAGAACUGUCGGAAACCAGUCAUCAGCAUUGAUGAAAGGAGAGAGCUACUCCCAAAGAAACUUGAGGGGACGAUUCGAGAAACCGCCGCAUAGCCUGACUUUACACUUUCUACUCUUUUUUUUACGUAUGUACAAAAUGUAUAAAACACAUGGAGAAAAAGAGUUUUCUAUUUCCUAUCAGGUUCUGCUAACUCAAUUAGGGUUGCUUCUAUGUUUGACAUCAGCGUUACCUCUCCAUGUCUGUGCUAUAAACUUUGGACUCCAUACUUGUCCUUUCCAUUUUUUUUUUUCUGUUGGUAUUCAUUUGCUGUUUGUUGUUUGUUUUUUUUAUUCAGGAUAUACAUACAUAAACUGCACUAUAUAUAAAGCUGCUGAUUUGCAAAUUGCUGAUCCAUAACAAGAAAAUCACAGUAGCAAAAGAGAUUUUUCCUUCUCAAACUAUGUAUUUUGCUUUAUAGUGUUGGCUCAGCAACUAUGUGGCACAAACCUUUUGUGUUGUUUUUCCCCAAUCAUGCCAUUUAUUUUGUAUUAGCCCAUCACAUUUUUCUUAUUUCCUUUCAAUAUUCAACUCAUUUACACUUUAAUGAUGCUUAAAAUUCAUCUCUUGUUCUAGAUGAAGUGUUUUUCUUUUUUUUCCCUUUAUGCAUUUUUGUCUCUACAGAGGGCUACUGAUAUACACUGCAUUUAGACCUAAUUCAUCUAUUCUUGUCCUCAGUUGUAUAAGUGUGCUUAUAAUAACAAACUGCCCAGUCAUAUUCAUCACUUUUCAUUUAGGUGUUUUGCUUUCUGUCAAUGAAAAUAAUGCUGCAAAUAUGAAAUACAGUCUGUUCAUCCAGCUCAACCACAUGACAUGUUGGAGGAACCCAAUAUUUAGUGGACAGUUUGCAAGAAUACAUCCUUACCAGUCUUUGACAGUGGUCUUUUCACAAGGUACUUUCAGCCCAGUGGUAACAAACUGCAGUCCAUCUCGUGAACCUUAUAAUCUAUCAAAAGUUGUAUCUGGUAUUUGAAGGACACUUGCAGUAAUUCAUCUUGUUUGAAGUCUUGCUAAACAAGAAGCAAACUAAAACUCACUCUAAACUAGUGCUCAGCAUCAGUGAAAGUAGAAGUAGGUUACUGAUGGCUGGAAUUUGUCAGACGGGAUGUAAUAAGGGGUUUAAUCUGACUUUACUGGCUUGUGGAGAGUUUAGAGAGUUAUGAAUGAAAUCCUUUUGUCUGUUACUUUAAGAGAGGGACGUUAAUAAGAUACAGUACAAAAGAUUUUAUAAUUUUGUAUUUGAUUUAUAUGUUGUUCGGCUGCUCGUAUUUUGGACAAAAUGUAUUAAAUGUAAGUACUUUUUAUAUAAAAAAUGAAUCAAUAUAAAAU
Molecule: messenger RNA, 15398 nt
Organism: Pygocentrus nattereri (red-bellied piranha)
Lineage: Eukaryota; Metazoa; Chordata; Actinopteri; Characiformes; Serrasalmidae
Gene: lrp1bb
Product: low density lipoprotein receptor-related protein 1Bb
Exons: 92
Coding region: 200-14125 (4641 amino acids)
Molecular function (GO): calcium ion binding; protein binding
Source: RefSeq, a predicted model, not a curated record